Helianthus annuus (common sunflower) is the source of this 1790-nucleotide messenger RNA. RefSeq names its product protein WVD2-like 7. The transcript has 9 exons. The record is from RefSeq and is a predicted model, not a curated record. Lineage: Eukaryota; Viridiplantae; Streptophyta; Magnoliopsida; Asterales; Asteraceae. Bases 136 to 1683 code for a protein of 515 amino acids.
AAUUAAACACAUAGACGUUAGAAGAUCUCCUAUCAACUUCAUAUCACACUCGUCCCUUUAAAUUGUUUACAAACACAGCAGACAUUUUUAUUCCAGUUUAAUUUCUCUCUCUCUCUUCUUUCUCUCUCUAGAAUAAUGGCAAUGGCUGAAGCAGCAGCAGCAGCAGCAACAGCAGCAGCUCCGUGUUUGAUGCGUUCGGUUUCGCAACCGUUAUUCGCUUCUCGCGAAUUCAAAGAGGGAGACCCACUUCGAGCCCUAACAACAUCGGUAUCAUUUGGGCGGUUCAUGAACGAACCCUUGGAUUGGGAAAGAUGGUCUUCAUUUUCUCAUAAUCGAAUCCGAGAAGACGUUCAGAAACACUCUAGACCAGGUGCCGUUGCUGAGAAAAAAGCGUUUUUCGAAGCUUAUUUCAAUAGAUUUGCAUCCAAAAAAUCCGCAAAACCACCUAAAAAGGAAAACAGACCUCCUAAUUACUCCCCUCAAACACAUGUUAGCCCUGUUACUAUAUCAAACAAUAAAGAAAAUCAUCCACCGACGGUUGCUACCGAUGAAAACAUGCGUAACAAAGGGGCCGAAUCAGAAAUAACAUCAAACCAAGAUGUUUCCUCACCUAGUCCUCUUUUGCCGAAAACCGAGAAUGUCGAUGACAUUAUCUCGAAUACUUGCCUCGUGGAACAAGAAAAAACAUUAACCGAAAAUGUUUCCUCACCUAUAGUUCCGAGUAACACAGACAUGGAACGAGAUGUUGACGAAAUCGCGAAUGUUGAUGAAAAACCUAGUACUAAUCUAGGCGAGGAAAACAUUAGCGACGUUGAGGAAAACGUGUCGAGUGACAAAGGGACAGAAGAGGAAACAACAUCAAAGAAAGAUGUCUGCUCAUCUACUACUAAUCUUGUUUUCUCAGAAGUUAAGAAUAUCGAUGACAUCAUCUCGAGUGGUGGACAAAUGGAACAGGAAAAAACAUCAACCGAAAAUGUUUCCUCGGAGAAACAUUGUUCCGACGUCAAGAUUUCAAACCAGUCUGGUCAUGUUGACCGAAAUAAGAAAAGACAAAUCAAGGAUAAAAAAGCAACACAGACAAAAACCGAAAUUUCUUCGGUUAAAUCUUCAAGUAGAAAAGCACCGAUUCCUGAAAUUCACCCUAAAAAUCAAAUCUUUAAGCACAAUCCCAUGGUUUCAUCAGUCAACGGGGUAAAGAAAAAUACUCAUGCACUCCCAAAAUCAGAAAACAAAAGGUCUAGACCACUACUUGAGCGUUUGGUCAAUGGCAACAAAACAGUCGUCCCGAAGGCCAAUUCAACAAACCAUUCUGAUGCAUCAAUCGCGUCUACAAAGAAACCAACAUCUGUUACAGUGCCAUCAUCUUUUAGCUUUAAAAGUGACGAAAGAGCGGCAAAAAGAAAACAGUUCUUUCAGAAGUUAGAAGAAAAACCAAAAUUGAAGGAAAAAGCUAGGAGUGAUGAUAAAAAGUUGCGUUGGAGCACGGCUGUAGAAGCUAAACCAUUUACAAGCGAAACAAAAGGUCCAACUAAUAAGUUACAGAAGAUUAUGCAGGUACAAGCAACACAAACGUCACAAAAGCUUGGAACGAAGCCAAAGAAUUUUAUAGAACUUAAUAAGAAAAUGUUAAGUAGUUCCAUGGCUUUUUUGCGAAGUAGGAAAUCGCAUGACACCCGAAAUUGAUUAUAUUCCUUAUAAUGUAAUAGCCGGUAAUGCAUAGUUGCUUAUUUACAAGCAAGAUUGUCAUAAUAAUACUAGUUUUGUAUGCAAGGUAUAAAGUAUUAUUAUUA